AUGGCGGCUCCUGAAGUUCACCAUCUCUUCCACCAUCCUAUUGCGGACCAUUCCUUCUCUGCUGACAAGCAGACGUUGGCUGUGGCACGAGAUACCAGCGUUGAGCUCUAUGGCCGAACGGGUAGCGGAUUCAAGCUUAAGGAUGAGCUCAAAGGUCAUGAUAAGACGGUCACCAGUGUAGACAUUGCUCUACAGAGUGGCAGAAUCGUGACCUGCUCUCAAGACCGAAAUGCCCUGGUCUGGGAGCCUUCACCUACAGGCUACAAGCCUACCCUCGUCCUGCUACGAAUCAAUCGAGCUGCUACAUUUGUAAGAUGGUCGCCCUCCGAGAUGAAGUUUGCUGUGGGAUCCGGCGCGAGAGUCAUUGCCAUCUGCUAUUUCGAGGAAGAGAACGAUUGGUGGGUCUCGAAGCAUAUCAAGAAACCUAUUCGAAGCACGGUUACGACAGUCGCAUGGCAUCCAAACUCUGUGCUGCUUGCUGCUGGCUCGACCGAUGCACAUGCCCGCGUGUUCUCUAGUUUCAUCAAAGGUGUUGAUUCUAGGCCGGAACCUGGUGUGUGGGGAGAACGAUUACCGUUCAAUACCGUCUGCGGAGAAUAUCUGAAUAACUCAGCUGGGUGGGUUCAUGCUGUGUCAUUCUCACCUAGUGGAGAUGCUCUUGCAUUUGCUUCACAUGAUAGCAGUAUUACGGUUGUCUAUCCCAAUGGUGCCGAGCAACCUCCAAGAGCAGUUCUGAGCAUUAACACUCAACUGCUCCCUUUCAUGAGUCUGAUCUGGAAUGGAGAGAGUGAAAUUAUUGCUGCUGGUUAUGAUUGCGAAGCUUUCCGCUUCCAGGGAAAUGAAGGUGGUUGGCAGCUUACAGGAUCCUUGGAGUCUAAAGGACGACCAGGAAUGGGUGAUGCAAGAGAGGAGUCUGCUUUUAACAUGUUCAAGCAGAUGGACCUGAAAGGCAAGACUAAGGAUGAUACGCAGUUGAAGACUGUGCAUCAAAACACCAUCAGCACCAUCCGUGUGUACGAGGGUGCCGGUGGUACUGUUCGGAAGUUUAGCACAACUGGAGUUGAUGGAAGAAUCGUCAUCUGGAACGCAUAG
This is a messenger RNA of Mollisia scopiformis, 1092 nucleotides long. RefSeq names its product putative actin-related protein 2/3 complex subunit 1. The coding region runs from base 1 to 1092 and encodes 363 amino acids. The record is from RefSeq and is a predicted model, not a curated record. Lineage: Eukaryota; Fungi; Ascomycota; Leotiomycetes; Helotiales; Mollisiaceae. The transcript is spliced from 3 exons. Gene Ontology annotation, cellular component: Arp2/3 protein complex; actin cytoskeleton. Gene Ontology annotation, molecular function: actin filament binding. Gene Ontology annotation, biological process: Arp2/3 complex-mediated actin nucleation.